CUAUAUAUAAAAGCAAACCCAGAUUGCUUCUUUAGCUCUCUAAAGAAAAAAUCUUUGUUUGUCUUUCAUUAACAUAAAGCCUUAAAAUCUUAUUCCUUUUCAACUCAACCUCAAUCACUCACUCCUUUACAUACACUUUUAUAUAUAUAUAUAUUGGUUUCUUCAGAGAAGAGCUUUAUCAUAUUCUCCAUUGAGAAAUUAAAAACAAAGCUUCUCUAUUGAUCAAAGUUCACAUGAAAAGAGACUUGUCAACUAACUGAUUUUGGUAGCACAUGAUCAUUGAGCAGUACAUGGAAAGUAAGAUUUGCUUGCAGGAGUGGAUGGAUUCACCAGGUUCGGUCUCGGUUUCGGAUGAUAACCCGUCGAGAAGCUUUGACUGUAACAUCUGCCUCGACUCAGUGCAGGAUCCGGUGGUCACAUUUUGUGGUCACCUGUUUUGUUGGCCUUGCAUCUAUAAAUGGCUUUCCACUAGAAACCAAGGCCAGAAACAACACAUAUGUCCUGUAUGCAAAGCUGAAGUUUCGGAUACCACACUGAUUCCACUUUACGGCAGGGGCAGCGUAACGAGCAAGGAGUCAAGACCAAAGGCUUCGCAAUUCGGCAUGGUCAUACCGAAGAGACCUCCUGGUCCAACCUGUGGCGUCAGCACGAUACAAGGAUCCCCAGAUACUACCGAUAAUCAUGGAUAUUCAUAUCAACCUCAAGCCUACUUCCCUCAACAGGAUAGUUAUCCAGAUUCACCGAUGUUUAGUCCCCGUGGGACACCUAUAAACGUACCUGAUCCAGUUAUCCGAAUGUUCGGUGAAAUGGUAUACACGAGAGUGUUCGGGAACUCAGUUACCAACUUCUAUACAUACCCAAAUUCGUACAAUCUAGCAAGGAGUACUAGUCCUAGGAUUAGAAGGCACGUAAUGCAAGCCGAUAAAUCGCUCGGCAGAAUAAGUUUUUUCCUAUUCUGUUGCAUAUUCCUUUGCCUUCUUUUGUUCUGAUCACCAUCCUGGCUCCCACUUCCCAUUUAGUAGAAUCCUGUAUAGCCAGAUCGAAUACAUUCAAAUACGAAAACCGUAUGUAUUACCGAUACAUACCGAUAUGCCGCAAUAUCAUGUGUAAACUAUAAGCCAUGUUCUACCUCCAAAACCAUUUCUUGCAGGAUGUAGAGAGGUUUAAUGUAUUGAAAUAAUGAAAUUGUCCCAUCUCUUUCAUGUUUUCUAUGGCAUUAAAGUCUAUGAAAUGUACUUACAAAGAUAA
Messenger RNA from Gossypium arboreum, 1248 nucleotides. RefSeq names its product E3 ubiquitin-protein ligase RMA1H1-like. Bases 273 to 989 code for a protein of 238 amino acids. The transcript has 2 exons. The record is from RefSeq and is a predicted model, not a curated record. NCBI's taxonomy places the organism in Eukaryota, Viridiplantae, Streptophyta, Magnoliopsida, Malvales, Malvaceae. Gene Ontology annotation, biological process: ubiquitin-dependent protein catabolic process. Gene Ontology annotation, cellular component: endoplasmic reticulum. Gene Ontology annotation, molecular function: ubiquitin protein ligase activity; metal ion binding; ubiquitin-like protein conjugating enzyme binding.